This is a messenger RNA of Vicia villosa (hairy vetch), 1151 nucleotides long. RefSeq lists its product as uncharacterized. Bases 77 to 595 code for a protein of 172 amino acids. The transcript has 3 exons. NCBI's taxonomy places the organism in Eukaryota, Viridiplantae, Streptophyta, Magnoliopsida, Fabales, Fabaceae. The record is from RefSeq and is a predicted model, not a curated record. Gene Ontology annotation, molecular function: protein binding.
CUGGAGUAUUUCCUUUAUAGAUUUAACAUCUGUUGUCUUCUUCUACUGUGGGCGUGAAACCAAGGAAGCUAUUUUCAUGUCUCCUUCAGAGCCCCGGCUGCAGCUACUCGACUGCGCAAAUAAAAAUCAGACUUCAAAACCAAUGAAUUCUCGAAGAUCUGAUACUGAUGAUACAUACAAAAGGAAAAAGGGGAUGAUCUGUCAACUUCCUUGGGAUGUGCUCGACGAGAUUACCCAAACAUUAGAUUUUGAGGACCUCUUUCAGUUUUCAGGUGUCUGCAAAAAUUGGAGGACCUUUCACAAAUCAAAUUUUUUGUCAUCUCAAGAACCAUUACUUGUUGAGAUUUGGUAUUCUCGUUAUCCUCGCUGGGGACCAAAAUGCUUUAAUAGCCUAUCCAAUAAAAAAGUUUAUAACUUGGACAAGAUAAUGAACGAGAGAUACAAAAUAACCCCAACCUAUAUUACCUAUUCCAGUGGAUAUUUUGUUAUUCUAGAGGAUAAAUUUACAUUUCAGCUACACAAUCCAUUCACAAGGACAAAGAAGGUGUCUAUCAAUCUCGAAAUAAUGCCUGGGUUGCUUAUUCCACACCAGUAAAGCCGGAAGUGGUUAGUCACGAAGUGGUUUUCAAUAACAUGAUAUAUGUUGUCACUAACAUGGGCAACAUAGGGGUUCUCAGUUUGAAUUCUCCAAAUAUUAAAUUUCUAAACCUCAACAAUACUCCAAAUUUACACUUUCUAUACCAUAACCUUUACUUGCUCAAUUGUGAUGACCAACUUUUAAUGGUUGCGUUAGACUUUUUUAAAAACAAAGUUUACAAGAUAGACGGGUCAACCAUGAGUUAUUUUAAAUUGAAAAAUUUGGGUGAUGUUGCAUUAUUUUGUAUUGAGACGAAAACCUGUAUCGCAUUGAGCAACCCGAAUAGGUGGGGGUAUGAGAGCAACUCUGUGUAUGCUCUUGCGAAUCCUUAUAUUGAGUGUCGCAUGUAUAAUUGGAAUAGACGGUCAUCAACAAAAUAUAUCGAGAUUCCAAGUCCUAGAGGAUACAUCAGUGAAUAUAAUGAUUGGUGUUUUAGACAUCUAAAAUAUGAAGUGGAUUAUUCUCUCGUUGACUAGCUUUCUCCCGUUGUCUUAAUUGCUCUAGUAAAAACUUG